UCCCACUAAGCUUAGAGAGUUUAAAAAGCUUAAAGUUUGCAUCUGACACUGUGAAAGUCAAGACCAUGGACACUGAGAACAUCUAUAUGAACUUUCAUAUAAGAACACCACCACUGAAGUCACCGCAGCCAAAGGCAGAGACACAGCCAGUCUACAAGAAUCUCAGGAUCCUUUAUGCCCUCCUCCUCCUCUUUGCUCUGAUGCUGGUGGCUUCCUUGACAGCUACGGUGGUUCUAUACUCGUGGGAAAGUGCAUGUCUACGGCUACAUGGGACCAGGUUGCAACAGAGACAUUUGGAGAAACUCAACGCUUCCUAUCAGGAGCUUCAACAUCAAUACCGGACCAUCAUCACCCUCAUAUCUGAAGGCUGGAGGUUGCAUAAUGGGAAUAUCUACUAUUUUUCCAGUGUCAAAAAGCCCUGGGCAGAGGCUCAACAGUUUUGCUUGUCUAAGAACUCCAACCUGACUUCGGUGACCUCCAAGGAAGAACAGGAGUUUCUUUCCCAGGGAACUGGAGCUGACUAUUGGAUUGGCCUGACUGACCAGGGCAGUGAGGGUGUCUGGCACUGGGUGGAUGGGAAUCCCUAUAAUCAAUCUGUGAGCGAAGGGUUCUGGAGGCUCGAUCAGCCAGACAACUGGGAUCAAGGAAAGGGUUUCACGGAAGAUUGCGUCCAUUUAAUUACUGGAAACCUGAGGGCUUGGAAUGAUGCAAACUGCACCAUCCACCACCAAUGGAUCUGCAAGAGUUCCCUGAAGAGCCGCUGGCUGACUGGGUCCCCUCUCCUCCCCAUCACUCCCCUGCCUCUAGCAAGAUUGAAGCCUUGACAGAAGGCUGGGGGUGUCCGCGAAUCUGUCCCCUGCACCCCCCCACCUCCAUUCUCUCCCUUUCUGUGCUCCUUUUUCUUACUUAGCAUCAAUAGCAAGUGAGUCAGUGAGUCGGGUCAGACCCACUUGUUUCAUUCACUCAACAAAUCUGGAAAAUUAUUCCACCCUUUUUGCAUUUUAAAAAGACUGAACCCAAGCGGCCGGUGGUCACCUUAAAAGCACCUAAGGAGGGGCAAGAGCUGACUAGGCUUGACUUCAGAAUGCCCUGCGCCCCACUCUGUACGUCACUUUCUCUCUCCUCCUAUAAAAUGUCAACUAAACCAUCUCUCGGACCUUGCGAAUGUGAACCCAAUGGUUCUCUUUUACACUCUUAUGGCGGCAUUCUAGGCCCUUCAAUGAGUAGGUGGGAUGAUCAUUUUUCAUGGAGAAAUUGGACCAAAGUCCCUCAGCUUUUAAAAAAGAAAUCAGCCCCUUCUCCACAGAAUACACUUAGCCUAGUAGGCAAGGCUUUCCAGUCUUUAUUUUUCUCACUCCAUUCAAUCUGCCAGCCCAUUCCCUGCCUCUGAUGAUUAAUUGAUCCCUCUUUCUGGAAAGCGUGCAUCCCUCACCUCUGUAGUCCGGAGUCCCUGGCUUCCUUAAGGAUGUAACUCAGCCAUCUCCAAAAUUAGGCCCCCCAGUUCUCCCGGCCCGACUGGUUCCUGGCAGCGACUCCCCCUUGAGAUUUCUUUGCAUUGUUAUUGUUACUACAUUGUUAUUUUAUAUGGUAUAUGUAUUAUAUGUGUGUAUACUACAUGUGCAUACAGCAUAUUUAGCAUGUAUACAUACAGUACAUAUUACAUGCUUAUGUGUGUUUGUGUAUGUCUACAUUGACCUUACCUUGCAUUAGCUAUCUCCCCUGAUAGUUUGCGGUUAUAGUGAAUAGAGCAGAACCCAGAUUCAAGCCCUACCUCAGACACUCUCUGGCCAUGUAAUGCUGGGGAGGUUGAUUUCAUCUGCCUCAGUUUCUCCUUCUGUAAAACGAGGGUGAGCAGCACUCACCUCACAGGGAUCGGACAGGUCACAAACCUUAAAAUGUUCAAGAAAUGGAAUCUCACCGUAGUCCCUUGAACAGAGACCCCAACACCAGAGAACAGCGUGGGACAAAGUUCAGGACUGAUUCAGGGGCCCUGAUACCUCGCAAACUAUCAGAAUACGUCCCCAACCUUGAGGGGAACAUGGGUUUGGGGAGAGGACUGGAUGGGAUAACUGGAGCCAAGACAUUAAGUUCUGGGAAAAGUCCCUUUUGCGAUCCGUAGCUCCCCUUCCUCCAGCUUAGUGCUUGCUGAUCCUCUGGGAAGUUCUAAGUGCAUCCACCCUUGUGGUUCUCCAAGUCCAUUUUGUUUUUUGUACUCUAUGGAAUAUGGCCCUUCCUUCCAAAAUAAAAAACAUGAGUGAACAUUAAGCCUUCGAUACUCCCUGAACCGAAGCUGCCUGUCCAGGAGGGACGAAAGCCGGCUCCUUCUCGCUUUCCUGCCUUUCCUUUCCUAAGCUUAUAAAGCGAUGCUCUGAAUUUGUCCUGGAGUCGCCCCUCGCCUCCCAGGACACCUCUCGGGACGUCUCCCAGGAAGCCUCCCGGGAACCACCUUUCCAUCUCAGUAACUGAGUAGCCAAGUGUGUGCGUCUCAUGGAUGUGUAAAGGGCUGAAACCCCAAGUAGAUGCACUGAGGUCGGACAACCGAGCACGUAAGGCUAAUUACUGACCGGACAUUAGCAUAUGCUUGGAAAAUGGCCCCUCCCGCUAUGCUGUGCUGGUUCCAUCAUUUGGUGCAUUCAGAGAAUUGUGGGAAGGAUCAGGGGGUGGAAUAAGACAGGCCAGGGUCACUGUGGCGAUAGAAGAGGAAGGAGGAGGUCGUGGAGAUACUGCAUCCAUCCCCUUCACUUCUACCCCUAAAGACCAAGAGUAAAGACCAAGGACUUUUGCUUCUCCUGACUCCGGCUGAUUCUAAGGCUAACCCGGACAGCCUGGGUGCAGCACCAUUUAUUUCUGUCACACAGACCACUAUCUGUGCACAAUCUGCCAUAUAAAUGGUUGGGAGCUCCCUUCUGGUACCGCAAGCUAUCCUGAAAUUUCCUUCAGGUCUCGGUCUAAUUGCACAGACUUCCGCGCCCUGACGUGGGGAUUCCGGGGCCUGCUGUAACCAUCCUCGGGAUCUGGGGUUUCCGUGGAGCUGCUCCAAAAGCCACAGGGGGCCUGAGCCCGAGAAGGUACCGACCCGUUUGCUGUGUGAGUAAAAUACAGAGUGAAUCACAAACAAUACAAACCAGGGCAAAUGCAUGUUUUUCUCUAAGGGGAAAAAUUAGUAUAUUAAAAGUCAUGUGUGGAGACAUUAAUAAAGUGCGUGAGACCGGGCCCCGGUGAGGAAGGAAAAA
Antechinus flavipes (yellow-footed antechinus) is the source of this 3233-nucleotide messenger RNA. Its product is annotated as C-type lectin domain family 4 member F-like. The transcript is spliced from 6 exons. Bases 66 to 824 code for a protein of 252 amino acids. The record is from RefSeq and is a predicted model, not a curated record. NCBI's taxonomy places the organism in Eukaryota, Metazoa, Chordata, Mammalia, Dasyuromorphia, Dasyuridae.